Scomber scombrus (Atlantic mackerel) is the source of this 1290-nucleotide messenger RNA. Its product is annotated as lysophosphatidic acid receptor 4-like. Lineage: Eukaryota; Metazoa; Chordata; Actinopteri; Scombriformes; Scombridae. Bases 440 to 1288 code for a protein of 282 amino acids. Gene Ontology annotation, biological process: positive regulation of Rho protein signal transduction; phospholipase C-activating G protein-coupled receptor signaling pathway. Gene Ontology annotation, cellular component: membrane. Gene Ontology annotation, molecular function: lysophosphatidic acid receptor activity. The record is from RefSeq and is a predicted model, not a curated record. The transcript has a single exon.
UUACCCAAAUAAUUUUCUCAAUAUACUGACAAUCACUAUAAGAUUCAGGGUUUAUUUUUCUUCAGAGUUUCACUUUCAGACCAUGGAUCAUAUUCAGCAAGGAACUGAAAGUUGUGCUUUGCUGUGUGAUCAGUUGCUACUGUUGAUAUGGAAAUCCCUGUUACCAUGAAAUUUGAUGAAUAAUUUACUGGUUAACCAUGAAUGUCAGUUUGAUUAAAAAUAUAUAUUUUUAUGUAGGUAGUAACAAGGUAUUAUAUUUUGCUCUUAACAUACAAAAUAGAAAUGUAUUUUAUAUGAACAUCAGCGUGAGCACAGUUCCUGUUUUGAGUCACACAGGUUUCCUGCACAUAAAGAGCAGAAGGAGGAACUAAUGUGUCAUUUGCUCUGCGUCAGUGUUCAGUAAAGCACACGUGUGCAGCGCUUUUCUCAUCAGGUAGACAUGAACAACAGUGUGAAUACAACCGGGCCAGAGCUGGGUUACGCUGUGGUCUUUGGAUCUGUUAUGGUGCUGGGUUUGCCUCUCAAUGCUGUGGCACUGUGGAUUCUGCUUCGACGCCACAGCCUCAAAUCCCCCAGUGCUGUUUUCAUGGUCAACCUGGCCAUCUCAGACCUGCUGCUGGUCAUCUCCCUGCCCAUGAGGGUCUACUUUUAUGCUACAGGUACCUGGCCUCUGAGCUUCACUGCAUGCUCCUGGAUUACAAUGCUCUUUGUCAACAACAUCCGCUCAAGCUCCAUCUUCAUCACAUUCAUCAGCAUAGAUCGGCUGCUGGCUGUAGUUUAUCCUCUGAGGACACGCCAUUUGCGAACCACUUCCAACGCCUGGAAAUCUGCUGUGCUCAUUUGGAUUUUUGUGACUGUGGUGAACAUCCCAGAGAGAAUUAUUUUUUCUCAAAGAAACAAAAAUGAAUCUACGCCUACCUGUUUUCAAUUUGAGCAGCAGCCUGUAACAGGACUGGAAUACAUUCAGCCUGUGUUAGUGUUUAUUCUGCUGACCAUCAACAUUGUGUCCACUGCUUUGGUGUCUUGGACUCUACGCAGACAUCUCACUGACUCCACAAGGAUCAACAACAAGAUGAAUGUCAUGCUGAUUUUUGCCAUGAACUUGGUAAUGUUCACCAUAUGUUUCGUGCCUGUGUCGAUUGGUAUUAUAAUUUGGACACCAGAAUUUCCGUCUUUGAUAUGGCUUGCUAGUCUGAACUGUUGUCUGGAUCCACUGUUGUACUACUUUUGUUUGGAUUCCUUCUGGAAGAAAAAAGAGGAUGUGGAUUCUAGUCCUGUCCAAAAGUAACA